Molecule: messenger RNA, 1989 nt
Organism: Thyridium curvatum
Lineage: Eukaryota; Fungi; Ascomycota; Sordariomycetes; Thyridiales; Thyridiaceae
Exons: 5
Coding region: 1-1989 (662 amino acids)
Source: RefSeq, a predicted model, not a curated record
AUGCCCCGCAAGCAAUGUCUACAGCAGUGUCCCCACGGUACAGACAAGCCCAACUGCAGCACAAGUCGUCUUGAGCGUCGACAUCAAGUCUGCCUACGACAGAGCCCAGCAUGCACGUCUCAUCGGCGUGCUGAGAGAGAUGUGGUUCCGUUCCCGGAAUGGAUCAUCCACUUUAUCUGGCAGUUUCUUCAAGACCGGCGCAUUCUGUUCGAGAUAAACGGGGAAAAGUCCAAGGUGUUCCAUGUGAACGUCGGGAUCCCGCAAGGCAGCCCUCUGUCGCCCAUUCUCUUUCUCCUGUUCUCUUCCGACAUCCUCCAAGGGCUGAAGGACCGCAAUGCCUUUCGCUUGAACGCCGAGGCUUUCAGCUUCGGUUAUGUUGAUGACCACUAUCUCGUGGUUUCCUCUCCCUCCUACCAGAGGAAUUGCGAUGCUCUCGAGAUCAUGCACAAGGCCUUGAUGGGGUGGGCCAAGAAAACCGACACGCUCUUCUCACCUGCAAAAUACGCCGUGAUGCACUUCCGAGGCCCAGAUGCAGAAGAUGAAGUCUGUCAAUUGGUCCCUAAAAUCGAGGGCCUACCGAGCGACGUAAGGACUGUUCUGAAGACCGAACUCAAAAUUCUUGGGGUCACCGUGGACCAUAAGCUCAGUUGGAAAAAUCAUAUUGGCGAGAUUGACUCCAAGGUGGCGCGUAGCCUGGCGUACUACCGACGCAUAGCCGGGCCGUCGUGGGGGGCAAGCCUUGACAACAUGCGCAGGAUAUACCUCUCCAAUAUCCGGCCCAUCAUAUCCUAUGCUUGCGGGGCCUGGUUCAUCCGCGGUACCGGCCUGCGCCACCAGCUGACCAAGGCGGACCAGAGGAAACUCGAAUCGAUCCAGAGCGGGUGCCUCGCGCAGAUGUCCGGCGCCCUCCGCACAACGUCCAGCGACGUGGUCCGCAAAGAGUUGAACAUCGAGCCCAUCUGCGCGUUCCUUGAGCGGAUGGCGUUGGCGCACCGGGCUCGAUCGGCCGAGACGCCAUUCUACCAGAAGCUACGGGAUACCAUGCGGACGCCUAUCCCCGGCAUCCCGUUCCGCCAGGUGGGCGACUCGUACAUCGACAGGAACCCCUACGCGAUACUCUUCGACAAGGCGGAGCGCCUGUCUCGAGAAGCACGGGACCAGGGAACGGCCCAUCUGGAGGGCGAGGACGACCAGAGCUGGACCCCAAGGCAGAGACACCGCCUCAUUGGCCGGCUGGCCGAGAAGAUGAGCCAGGGCGCCGCCUCCGACGGGUGGGACGAGUACCGCGACGGCUGGAAGCCUCACCACCAGCGCGACAAGCGCAGCCAGCCCGUCCCCAGGGAGCGCCCGCUGGUUCUGGAGGAGAAGUGGGGCCCUCAGAGCUACAAGCUCUACAAGGGGCUCUCACGGGCGCAGAGCACGAUGCUGCUUCAGUGCAGGACCGGCUGCAUCGGCCUGGCGGCAUACCUCUUCAGCAUCAAGGCCGAUCCUGACAAUGUCUGUCCCUGGACCACACUACCCCUGGCGUGCGUGUGCCUCAGCCAAGCUAACAGCUGCAAUGCUUUUCAGAUCACGUCGCCAUCGUGCCCGUGCGGCAAAGGCCUCCAGACCGUUACGCACAUGUUUCUCUACUGCCCGCGCCUGGAGAACGCGCGGGCCCAGCUGAUCCGCGAGACAAUGAACAGCAACCUCAAGGCAUGGCUCACUCGCGACGCGGCCUUAGCCACGGACUGGGCGAUUCGCCAUUUCGGCAUCCCCUCCUUCGAGUGGGCGCGGAGCAAGAUUAUGCAGCUGUCGGCAUACGGCACAGCACCAGUCCUAUUCCUCCUUCCUUCCCUGAAGACGCUUGACCGUCUUCCUCAGGUAUUCCAGCCACGGCUGGCAUUUCUUGAUGCUGAAGAGGUGGUCGAGGUUUGGGUCGUCGGGUUGCAUCUCUUCAAGGACAACCAGGCUCUCAAGCGGCUCUGUAAUGUCGACAGUCUCCAGUAG